Cucumis sativus (cucumber) is the source of this 1501-nucleotide messenger RNA. RefSeq lists its product as uncharacterized. The record is from RefSeq and is a predicted model, not a curated record. The coding region runs from base 145 to 1155 and encodes 336 amino acids. NCBI's taxonomy places the organism in Eukaryota, Viridiplantae, Streptophyta, Magnoliopsida, Cucurbitales, Cucurbitaceae. The transcript has a single exon.
UCCGUCAUCACUGCAACCGUGAAUAUCUCGGCGCCAAGGCCAACCUCCUCCAUCUGUUCCAUAGUUUUGCUACUUUCAUCACUCUGCCAUUAGGGCUUUCUAUCGCCACUUUGAUUUCUUCACCUUCAAAGUAUCAACGAAGAAAUGCCCAUUCUCCCAAUUUCUCUCGCAAUUUCAAUCCCUUCUCGUCCGCCCUUAUUCUCCUUCUCUCAGUCUCUAACUGGUUCAAACCACCUCUCAUACCUUCCCAAUCGGAUGCCGAUCCUCACAAAGACCACACCACUUAUUCGUAUGGGCGGAGGUCCUAGAACUUAUCCCGGUGGAGUGUCGAAGUGGCAAUGGAAGCGGAUGCAGGCCAAGAAAGGUAAGCAGCUGCUUAAGGCCCGGCUGUGCCGUGAACGCCAGAUAUACGAGAUGCGUAAGCGGGCUGAGCUUAAGGCGGCUGUAUCCCAGCUGGAGAGGCCGUGGGAGGUUGUGGAGAAGGCUCCCAAUUUGUUCUCUGUUGGCGCCGAUGAACAGGUGAAGGUUUUGGCAGAUAGGUUUCAAAGGCCUGGUGGGUUCGAUUUGUGGACGGAAAGAGAUGGGCCUCAAUUGUUUGAGACGGUUGACGAACUACCUUCUGCAAGGUUUUUCCCGAAAGGGGUGGUUCACAGUGUAAGGCCAUAUAGAAGUAUUACAGGGUCGGAGAGUUCGUUGAGUUUGGAUUCGGAAGCUGGCAAUGAAAUUCCAACUACUUUUCAAGAAGAUAAUUUUAGGACUCACCGGAGGUCUUCUAACCGGACAUUGAGAAGUUUUUCUGUGGAUAAAGGGGAAGAUAACACAAAUUACUCGGAUACAGAGGGUUCUUAUCCUCGGCAUUCCUCGGCACCAUCAAUUAGUAAUGGUACAAAAGGAAAUAUAUACGAGGAAAGAAGAACCAGGAAUGGACGAACUGAAAGAAACCUGAAGUCUUCUAAGAGAGAGUUGAAACCGGGAAAAAAUGGAUUGGAUAGAAGACAAAGAGUCCCUGGUCCUCAGGCGCACAAUGGAAAUACACAGUAUGGAAGUGGCAAGGAUUUCAGGCGAUCCAGGGGUUCACAUUCUGAAGUUUAUGAUAUGAGUUUGGAGCAAGAUGGGAGUUACAGAUUCCAAUCAAUGAAAAGUCAGUCAACCUGAAUGAUCUGACCCAAGUUAAAUCUCUAGUGGAGUCAAUUUAGUAUUCCAAUCAUAUUGGCUGAAGAUGAAGAUUUCAAUUUGGCUUAGUAGAAUUGCUGGAGCUGAACUGGAAUGGCCACCCAGAUGGUGUUUUUUGGCUGAUAUCUGGUUAGCUGGCUGAGGUGGAUGCCUUUCUAAGUAUGUUUGUUAUACACUCUCACUUCAGCAUAUCUUAUGUACAUGUGUAGUUUUUGAGAUGAGUCAGAAAUACUUUAUUGCAUAUCCCCUGUAUAUGUCUUUGUAUAAUGCAUUAACUUAUCAAAACUUUUAGUUAUAUCAAUUUGCUCUACAAUUUCUCGCUGCUUUA